Messenger RNA from Drosophila suzukii, 1455 nucleotides. RefSeq names its product phenoloxidase-activating factor 2. Lineage: Eukaryota; Metazoa; Arthropoda; Insecta; Diptera; Drosophilidae. Gene Ontology annotation, molecular function: serine-type endopeptidase activity. Gene Ontology annotation, biological process: proteolysis. The record is from RefSeq and is a predicted model, not a curated record.
CGCCGUCUCGUGGGAAACAAAGAUCACUUCACAUUUGAGAUUGAAUCAGAAAUCAAAUCAGUUGAGUGGAUGGUUCAUUACUUGCCGAACGUUUAGCUCCCUUAUCACAUUAAAAAAGUCAAAGUAAUAGUUAAAAUGAUAUUACUUAAUUGCCUUAUAAUAUGCGCUUGCAUAUUCACUGGUGGGACUCAAGACACUUCUCUGGACAACUUGAUUGCAGACAUUUUCAAAACCGAUGAAACAACCAGCACUUCCACAACAAGCGCUCCAGUUGUCAAUCCCAAAGAUUCGUCAAGCAACUCAGGAACAGGAACAGACAAAGGAACUGACAAAGGAACAGGAAAUGGAACAGGAUCAGCCCAAUACCAAUCCUGUGGCGAUCAAAAAGAGUGCGUGCCUCGGUGGCUCUGUGCAAAUGAUACGAUCAACACCAGCGGCGAUGGUAUAAUUGACAUUCGAAUCGAUACGGGCUCACAAUGCAAAAACUAUUUGGAUCUGUGCUGUGAUCUUCCAAACAAGAGAGAAGUCCCCAUAUUCCCAACUGACCCUGAAAAUCCCGAAGGCUGCGGAUACCAGAAUCCCAACGGAGUUGGCUUUAAAAUCACUGGAGCGGUAAACCAGGAGGCCGAGUUCGGGGAAUUCCCUUGGAUGUUGGCUAUUCUUCGAGAAGAGGGAUCACUCAACUUGUACGAAUGCGGCGGAGCUUUGAUAGCUCCGAAUGUGGUUCUGACUGCGGCUCAUUGUGUCCACAACAAACAACCAAGUACCAUUGUUGUGAGAGCUGGAGAAUGGGAUACGCAGACAAAAACUGAAAUCAUUGCCCAUGAGGACCGAUACGUUAAGGAAAUAGUAUAUCAUGAACAGUUUAACAAGGGAGCUCUUUACAACGAUGUUGCUGUUAUGUUGUUGGAAAGCCCCUUCACCUUCCAAGCGAACAUUCAAACUGUUUGCCUGCCCGAGGUUGGUGACAAUUUCGAUUAUGAUCGUUGUUUUGCUACCGGUUGGGGUAAGAACAAGUUUGGCAAGGACGGGGAGUACCAAGUUAUCCUGAAAAAGGUGGAUAUGCCCGUGGUGUCGGAGCAACAGUGCCAGACGAACCUGCGCGAGACUCGCCUCGGAAGGCACUUUAUUUUGCAUGACAGCUUCAUUUGCGCUGGAGGUGAAAAGGGCAAGGAUACUUGCAAGGGCGACGGAGGUUCUCCCUUAGUAUGUCCCAUUAAGGGCCAGAAGGGACGCUUUAAGUCUGCCGGUAUUGUGGCCUGGGGAAUCGGUUGUGGAGAAGAAAACAUACCCGGAGUGUAUGCCAGCGUGGCCAAACUUCGUCCGUGGAUAGACGCAAAAUUGAAAAUUUGGAAUAUUGAUCCCAAAUAUUAUACACCCUAGAAAAUCUUUCCACAGGGUUAAUUGUUUGAGAGAACAGAAGAGCAAAAAAUAAAUAUGUACUAAAAUUAUGUA